Molecule: messenger RNA, 1494 nt
Organism: Cladophialophora immunda
Lineage: Eukaryota; Fungi; Ascomycota; Eurotiomycetes; Chaetothyriales; Herpotrichiellaceae
Exons: 1
Coding region: 1-1428 (475 amino acids)
Source: RefSeq, a predicted model, not a curated record
AUGGACUCGGAAUCCCUCAGGCAGAAGCUCUCGGACCUCAUUGCCCGGUCACAGCCGUACAUAGAGCAAGCGAGUGCCCAUAUACAGCCAUACGUUGAACAAGCCAACGACCAUUUUCAGAAAUCCAAACACCAUUGCUCCUCGAUUCUCAAAUCGGCACAAUCCGACCUGCAGUCAUUGUCACAAAAGCCCCAUUUCAAGGAAGUCCUCUAUGGCCUGACGCUAUUUGUGUUCCUCGCCUUUGCUCUCAGCCGUUACAUCUCAUCGCGCCGCUCUCGCUACCUGACCGGUGCCUCUCGCCCAUCAACCCCGCCGACACCACAGCUCGAAAAGGCCACUUACAGCAAGGGCGCCAACGCCGCUCAAGCCCGCAAACCCGGAACAUGGAUCCCGUCCGACUUCCAACGCCCUAAGCCACCGGCGUACGAAAACUGGUCCAUCGAGCACACGAAGCCUCUGCCGUACCGCCCCUUCCGCUACGGGCCCAAGUACUUUGUCACGAUGGGUCUCCGCAACGUGAAGUGGGACGACUGGAUCGAGCUGGACAACCACUUCCCGCGGUACCACGCGGACAAGACGCGCCGGAUCCUGGAGCGCGGGCACAAAUGCUGCAAGACGGCGCCCGAGGCGCUGCCGGCGGCGCUCGAACUGCUGGAAGAACUCCGCUCGUACCUGCCGGACCGGUACCCGACGCUGUACCAGCGCACGGAGAAGGGGAUCAAGAACCUGUGGUCGGGCGAGGAGCUGGACACGACGUCGCGGCCGCUGCCGGAGGACCCGAUGCAGACGGCGGCGCGGCUGGUGCAGGACGACCUGGCGAUCAUGAUCGAGGGCGCGGACGGGCAGUACUACCUGCUGGCGGGGGCGAUCCUGCUGCCGGGCUUCUGGCGGCUGGAGGACAAGUACGGGAUGCCGCUGUCGGAGAUCCACACGAGCGGCGACGUGCCGCAGUUCAAGGAGAAGCUGGAGAAGGGCAUGAUGAACUUCUUCCGCCGGCUCAAGCCCGAGGAGCUGGUCGCGCGCAACAACUACUUCCUGCAGGUCGACGACGACCUGGCCUGGUCGUACUCGAUCGGCAGCGAGGACAACCCGCACAUCAGCUGGAACACGGCCGAGAAGAACCGCGCCGUCGAGCACCACUUCUUCCGCUCCGAGCGCCAGACCCUGCGCCGCCUGCCCCGCUCCGGCGGCGUCGUCUUCACCAUCCGCACCUACUUCCACCCCGUCACCGACAUCGCCGACGAGGACUACGUGCCCGGCCGCCUGGCCAGCGCCGUCCGCAGCUGGGGCGACGACGUCUCCCGCUACAAGGGCAAGGAAAAGUACGAGGCCGUCCUGCUCGAGUACCUCGACAAGAAGCACCAGGAACAGCUGGACCGCGGCCUAAAAGUGGACGAGGAGGACGAGAGGAGGAGUUAUCCUUGGUGAUGGAUGAGCCGACACCAAUAAGCCUGCCUUUUUACAUAGCACGCAAUUUCUUAGCGGUAUAUAUCG